Messenger RNA from Acanthamoeba castellanii str. Neff, 1806 nucleotides. RefSeq names its product phosphomethylpyrimidine kinase. The record is from RefSeq and is a predicted model, not a curated record. Gene Ontology annotation, cellular component: cytosol. Lineage: Eukaryota; Discosea; Longamoebia; Acanthamoebidae. Gene Ontology annotation, molecular function: hydroxymethylpyrimidine kinase activity; thiaminase activity; phosphomethylpyrimidine kinase activity. The transcript is spliced from 4 exons. The coding region runs from base 1 to 1806 and encodes 601 amino acids. Gene Ontology annotation, biological process: thiamine biosynthetic process.
AUGUCAACACUUCAACAGCAGCAGCAGCAGCACGGCGCAGAGGAGGCCCAGCCGCGCGUGUAUCGCUGCCUCACCAUCGCUGGGUCCGACUCUGGCGGAGGGGCGGGCAUCCAGGCCGACCUCAAGACCUUCGCCGCUCGGGGCGUGUUUGGCAUGAGCGCCAUCACCGCCAUCACCGCCCAGAACACCACCGGGGUAAGCGGGGUGCUGCCGAUUCCGCCCGAAACGAUCCAGGCCCAGAUCGAGGCGGUGCUGAGCGACCUCGGCGCCGAUGCCAUCAAGAUCGGCAUGCUGGGCUCCAAGGAGUCCAUCGAGGCCGUGCUCGGCUCGCUCGCCCGCUUCUACCCGCCUGCGCCUUUGUCGGCCGACGACGCUGAUGCAUCGUCAGCGCCGCAGCCGCGUCGCGAGCUGCCCCCGAUCGUGCUCGACUCGGUGAUGGUGGCCAAGGGCGGCCAGCCGCUGCUCGACGAAUCGGCCAUCGCCCACCUGCCGGCCAUUCUCCGCUACGCGCGCCUCGUGACGCCCAACAUCCCCGAGGCCAUCCUCCUCCUCGAGCACCUCGCCCCGUGUGCGCCCAAGAAGGAGAAGCGAGUCGCCACCACGGUGCAGCACGUGCGGGAGGUGGCCGCGGAGCUGGCCGAGUGUCUGCGGGUCCACCACCAGUACACGGGCGCGGUGCUGGUCAAGGGCGGCCACCUGGAGGAGGAGAGGCGCAAGCGCCACGUAAGUGACGACGGCGAGCCGGGGGAGGAGGAUGCGGUGGUGGUGGACGUACUGUGCGACGGCGAGGGCCGCCUGUUCGAGUACGCGUCGGUGCGGGUGCACACGAGGAGCACCCACGGCACGGGGUGCACGCUGUCGUCGGCCAUCGCGGCCGAGCUGGCGCGCGGGCGGGACCUCGAGGCCGCGGUGCGCAAGGCCGUGCGCUACGUGCACGGUGCGAUCCUGCACGCGCCGGCGCCGGACGAUGCGACGGCCACCACCCCGCUGCCCGCGCUGCCGUCGCCCUACGCCCUGGGGUCGGGCCACGGCCCGCUGGACCACAUGUGGAAGCUCAAGCCGCUGCUGAGGUCAGCAACGGGCGCUGCUGGUCCUGUGGCGCCCGGUUCCAGCCACGACUUUGGGGCCGAGCUGUGGACCAGCAUCGAGGGCGUGUUCGAGAAGAUCAUCGCCCACCCCUUCAUCCAGGGCCUCACCAGCGGCGAACUGCCCGAAGAUGUCUUCAAGUUCUACAUAGUGCAGGACAUGCAUUAUCUGAGGGAGUACUCGCGCAUCCUGGCCCUGCUGGCGGCAAAGGCAGACUGCAACGCCGGGAUGCUACUCUUCCUCGAGUCCGCCAAGUCGAUCGUGGGCGGCGAGUGCGCCAUGCACCUGCAGUUCUGCCGCGAGUGGGGCAUGAUGGCGGAGGCCGACGACGCCGCAGCGGGCCUGGCCUCGCUCCUCGAGGCCCACCCGGCCAGCCCGACCAACAUGCUCUACACGUCGUACAUGCUGCGCAUCGGGUUCGACCGGCCCUACUACGAGGGCGUGGCCGCGGUGCUGCCGUGCGCCUGGAUCUACAACGAGGUGGGACACUACCUCAAGUCCAAGGGCAGCCCGCACCCGCAGUACGCGCGCUGGAUCGAGACCUACGGGAGCGAGGAGUUCAGCGCCACCACCAAGAGCCUCAUCGAGAUCACCACCGGGGUGGCGGCCGGUCUGGGUGACGAACAGAGGCGGCGUAUGCGCGAGUGCUUCGUGCAGACCUCCAAGUUCGAGUACAUGUUUUGGGACAUGGCCCACACCAAGCAGACAUUCCCCAUUUGA